Messenger RNA from Musa acuminata AAA Group (dessert banana), 461 nucleotides. RefSeq names its product transcription factor ILI5-like. The coding region runs from base 57 to 314 and encodes 85 amino acids. The record is from RefSeq and is a predicted model, not a curated record. Gene Ontology annotation, biological process: regulation of growth; regulation of DNA-templated transcription. Lineage: Eukaryota; Viridiplantae; Streptophyta; Magnoliopsida; Zingiberales; Musaceae. The transcript is spliced from 2 exons. Gene Ontology annotation, molecular function: protein dimerization activity.
CAUCCCUCUUUCCUUUUGUCUCUCCCACACCGCUCUCCCUUUUCCAUUGUGCCGAGAUGUCGAGCAGGAGGUCGAGGGUUUCCGAGGAGGAGAUCAAUGAGCUCAUCUCCAAGCUGCAGUCCCUCCUUCCGGAGGCCCGCCGGCGAGGCGGCGGCAGGGCUUCAGCGGCGAAGCUACUGAAGGAGACGUGCAACUACAUAAGAAGCCUCAACCGGGAGGUGGACGACCUGAGCGGCCGCCUCUCGGCGCUCAUGGCGACCAUGGACAACAACAGCGCCGAGGCCGAGAUCAUCCGGAGUCUGCUCCGGUCAUGAGGAGAUACCCCACUCUAGUGAAGGAUCCCCACAUCUACAUAUCCACGACAUAUCUAUUUCUAUAUAGAUAAUGUACUUGUCUGAGGGGUAGGACGUAGAUGUAGCAGCGGUGACUUGCCAUGGAUUUCCUGUACAAGUUUUCUACCU